AUGCCCAAGUCUGUCCCCGCCCCCGACUUCACUAUUGGCUGGGUCUGCGCUCUUCCCAUCGAGCUGGCGGCCGCAGUCGAGAUGAUGGAUGAGGAAUUUGACGAACUCCCAUCGCAGCCGACCGGUUCCAACAUAUACUCCUUCGGCCGCAUCGGCAGCCACAAUGUUGUGGCUGCCUCUCUGCCCGCCGGCCGAAAGGGCAUGAUUCAAGCAGCCGCUGUAGCUAGCCACAUGAGGACCUCUUUCCCCUCGCUACGGUUUGGCGUGCUUGUUGGUAUUGGCGGUGGCGUCCCAGUCGAACAGAAGAUCGAUAUCCGGCUUGGCGACGUCGUUUUCAGCCAGCCAACAGGGCAACAUGGUGGAGUCAUCCAGUAUGAUUUCGGGAAGACUGGGGCCAACGGUGACAUCUCUCGCACUGGCAGCCUUAAUGCGCCGCCGGAAGUUUUACUCAACGCCUUGGCCAAGCUUCAAGUGAAUAGCCUUCGGCACAAGACACAAGUCCGCAGCUAUCUGUCUAAGCUCUCUGCUAAGCCAAAUUUUGCAUCACCAGGCCCCGACAAAGACAUCCUCUAUCGUGCAUCAUCGCAGCAUGUUACUGGGGCUACAUGCGCAAAAUGCAAUCCAGAAGACAUACUGCACAGGGACGCACGUACGACAACAGACCCAGUCCUCUUCUUUGGUAACAUCGCAUCGGGGAACCAGGUGAUGAAGGAUGGACCGACACGCGACAGAUACAGCCAGGAGCUCGGGGGCGUCUUGUGCUUUGAGAUGGAGGCAGCCGGCCUGAUGAACAACUUCCCUUGCAUCGUCAUUCGCGGCAUCUGCAACUAUGCAGACGCGCACAAGAACGAUCAGUGGCAGUCAUACGCUGCAGCAACUGCAGCAGCAUGCGCCAAGGAGCUUUUACGUACUGUCCCACCGUUGGUCACGUCUUCGGAGCUACACCGGGAGGCUGUUGCCAAAAGGCACCCUGAAACGAUCCGGGAAAUGAUUUGUCUUGCCUCAACAUACAGCAGCCAAGAAGUGUUAAAACUACGCAAGGUGGUUCUGGGAGUAAAGCACCCUGAUACAAUUGGGAGCAUGAUUGAGCUAGCAGCAACGUACCAAGCUCGUGGAAAGCAUGCUGAAGCAGUGGAGAUGAAGAAUGAAGCACUGAAGCUACGCCGGGAGGUGUUUGGAAUGAGGCAUGCUAGCACGAUCUGGGCCAUGGCUCAUCUUGCAGCAGCGUAUAGCAGCCAGGGGAAGCACAGCGAGGCAGAAAAGAUGUAUAAGGAAGUGUUAGGACUGCGGAAGGAGGUUCUUCGGGCAAAGCACCCUGACACUAUUAAGAGCUUGAUUGAGCUAGCAACAACGUAUGAAACACAGGGAAAGUAUGCUGAAGCAGAGGAGAUGAAGAUUGAAGCGCUGGAGCUACGCCAGGAGGUGUUUGGAAUGAGGCAUGCUAGCACGAUCUGGGCCAUGGCUCAUCUUGCAGCAACGUACACCAAACAGGGGAAGCACAGCGAGGCAGAAAAGAUUCAUAAGGAAGUGUUAGGACUGCGGAAGGAGGUUCUUUGGGCAAAGCACCCUGACACCAUUAAGAGCUUGAUUGAGCUUGCAAGAUCAUAUCAAGCUCAGGGGAAGCAUAAUGAAGCAGAAAGGUUCUAUGAGGAGGGGCUAGGAUUGCGGAAGGAGGUUCUUGGGGCAAAGCACCCUGACACGAUUAGGGUUAUGUCUGAGCUUGCAAAAACAUACCAGGCUCAGGGAAUGUAUAGCAAGGCAGAGACGAUGAACAUUGAGGUGUUGAAGCUACGUGAGGAGAGUCAGCAGUAUUGUUAA
Messenger RNA from Colletotrichum higginsianum IMI 349063, 1818 nucleotides. RefSeq names its product Phosphorylase superfamily protein. Gene Ontology annotation, biological process: nucleoside metabolic process. The coding region runs from base 1 to 1818 and encodes 605 amino acids. Gene Ontology annotation, molecular function: catalytic activity; protein binding. The transcript is spliced from 2 exons. The record is from RefSeq and is a predicted model, not a curated record. Lineage: Eukaryota; Fungi; Ascomycota; Sordariomycetes; Glomerellales; Glomerellaceae.